Molecule: messenger RNA, 1062 nt
Organism: Closterium sp. NIES-65
Lineage: Eukaryota; Viridiplantae; Streptophyta; Zygnematophyceae; Desmidiales; Closteriaceae
Source: the annotation of a GenBank genome assembly
AUGAACGGCACAGGCAGCGCAGGCGCGGGACCGCAGAGGAAAUCCACGGGCAACGAAAUGAGCGAGAAGCUGCUGCAGGGCUGGGCGAUGCUCGCCAUGCACUGCCCCGUGUGCUUCAACCCUAUCCUCCGUAGCAGAGCGGGGGAGAAGCGGUGCGUCGUUUGUGACCUACCCGUUAUAGAGGAGGCAGAUGCCCCGGCCCAGAUGACGCCACAAGAGCCAGCUCAGCAGCAGCAGCAGGGAGGAAGGGUCCAGGAAGAUGCGGCAGGCUGGGAGAAGGAGGAAGAAGCAGAGGGGGAAAAGAGCAGAGGUCAGAGAGAAGGAGAGGUGGAGAGGGCAGUCGAGGACGGCCUUGUAUCGGGGGCGCUAUUAGAGAGGAUGACGGGAGGUCAGCAAAGACAAGAUUUGCCGCCUAUUGGCACAGUACCAGCUGCAACGCCUCCUAGCACGGUGGCAGCAGCUGCCAUUGCCACUGCCACUCCCUCGGCGGCUCCCUCAACUGCUGCUCCCUCGGUUGCUGGAGGAACGGCAAAUGGCUCUAUCGCUCCCCUCCUGCCAUCCCCAAGUGCUGUCCCCGCCUAUCUGCCGGUCCCCGGCAUGUUGCCCCCUCUACCGGGUGUACCGUCCUCCUUACGAGACACGUCUAUGAGCGCGGUGAAUGCAGCGGCUAAUGAUGCCCUUAUUGGUGCUCUGCGGGCCGCUGUCACCCAACUGCAGGUGCGCCUGCUGAGUGACCAGGUGGGUGUUCCUGCUGAGUCACUAGGUGGGCCAGCUGAGUCACCAGGUGGGUGUGCUGAGUCACAAGAAUUCUCAAAACUGACUCUCUUUCCCUCACCAUCUCACCCCCAUUACCCCUCCCCCUCCCCCGUCCUCACCAUCUCACCCCGAUCACCUCUCCCCCUCCCCCGUCCUCACCAUCUCACCCCCAUCACCCCUCCCCCUCCCCCGUCCUCCCCUGUCCUCCCUGUCCGCUCCCCCAUCUUCCCCCUCGUCCCUUCACCUGCUGUUCAGAAUUUCAGAGAGUGUAUGUGCCACCAAUGGGAGAUCGAGGGUCAUUCGUAG